Molecule: messenger RNA, 2004 nt
Organism: Aspergillus nidulans FGSC A4
Lineage: Eukaryota; Fungi; Ascomycota; Eurotiomycetes; Eurotiales; Aspergillaceae
Product: FACT complex subunit POB3
Exons: 8
Coding region: 153-1880 (575 amino acids)
Biological process (GO): chromatin organization; constitutive heterochromatin formation; subtelomeric heterochromatin formation
Cellular component (GO): chromosome; nucleus; chromatin
Molecular function (GO): histone binding; chromatin binding; DNA binding
Source: RefSeq, a predicted model, not a curated record
CGGUUUGAAAAAUCAAGAAAAUUCCACCUCAACAAAACGGCUUUAAAAAGCCUCUCAUAUCAAUUUCUCUCAUCGCACUACUCCGAAUAAACAACCCCCCACGUCUUCGUUCUCUCUGAACCGCGCGGUCGUGAAUCGAGAGCUCCUCCAACAUGGAGAGCUUUGACAACAUCUACCUAGACCUCUCAAAUCAGCCUGGCAAGUGCAAACUUGCUGAAACUGGGCUAGGUUGGCGACCUUCUGGCGGCGGCGAUACUUUCACACUCGAUAGCAGCAACAUUGGCGCGGCACAAUGGAGCAGAGCAGCGAAAGGAUAUGAGCUAAAGAUCUUAUCGCGUUCAUCGGGUGUUAUUCAACUCGACGGCUUUGACCAAGAGGACUUCGAGCGAUUGAGCAAAGCAUUCAAAAUCUGGUACGGAAUAAACGUGGAAAGCAGAGAACAUGCUCUCCGAGGAUGGAACUGGGGCAAAGCAGAAUUCACCAAGGCAGAACUGGCCUUUAAUGUCCAGAACCGACCCGCGUUUGAAGUGCCCUACUCCGAAAUUUCCAACACAAACCUCGCCGGGAAAAACGAGGUUGCUGUCGAACUCUCCCUUUCCGUUGACCCCAAUGGUUCCAAACCGGCCGGGAGCACAAAGAACCGCGGUCGGAAAGCGGCCGCUGGGCCCGAUGAACUAGUCGAGAUGCGUUUCUACAUUCCCGGAACUGCGGUCAAGACGGAGAAUGGUAUUAAAGGGGAGAACGCGGACGAGAAGAACGGAGGAGAAGGCGAGGAGAACGGCGAGGAGCAGAAUGCUGCCAAUCUGUUCUACGAGUUGCUCAUGGAAAAGGCAGAGAUUGGAGAUGUGGCUGGAGACACAUUUGCUACUUUCCUGGAUGUUCUCCACCUUACACCCAGAGGUCGGUUCGACAUCGAUAUGUACGAAUCUUCCUUCCGAUUGCGCGGAAAGACAUACGACUACAAGAUUCAAUAUUCCUCCAUUAAGAAAUUCUUUCUACUCCCCAAAAAUGACGAUACACACACUCUCAUUGUCCUUGGUCUUGAGCCUCCCCUCCGUCAAGGGCAGACCCGCUACCCUUUCCUGGUAAUGCAACUGAAAUUAGAUGAAGAGAUCAGCCUCGAGCUUAACAUGACAGAGGAACUUCUCGAAACUCGCUACAAAGACAAACUGGAGCCACGCUACGAAGAGCCCAUCCACCAAGUCAUUACGAAAAUAUUCCGUGGGUUAUCAGGGAAGAAGGUCAUCAUGCCAUCGAAAGACUUCGUCAGCCACCACGGACACAGCGGUGUCAAAUGUUCAAUCAAGGCCAACGAAGGUCUCUUGUACUUCUUAGAUAAGAGCCUGAUUUUUGUCCCUAAGCCCGCCACCUAUAUUCAGAUGGAGAAUGUCGCUGUUGUCACCAUGUCUCGUGUUGGCGGUGCCAUCUCAGCUAGCAGGACGUUUGAUAUUACUGUCAGCCUGAAAGCCGGCAUGGGAGAGCACCAGUUCAGCAACAUCAAUCGCGAGGAACAACAACCCCUCGAAGAGUUCUUCAAGGCCAAGAAUAUUCGCAUCAAGAACGAGAUGUCAGACGACACAAACGCUCUGAUCGCCGCAGCCCUAGACAACGACGACAUGAUGUCCUCCGACGAGGACGGCGGCGGCCGCCCCGACCGCGGCUCUGCAGACGAAGACGAAGAGUCUGUUGACGAGGACUUUCAAGCUGACUCGGACUCAGAUGUUGCAGAGGAGUACGACUCCGCGCAUGAAAGUAGCGGGAGCGGAAGCGAUGCUGAGAUGGAUGAUGCUUCCGAUGCUGGUGUUGAUGAGGACGAGGAUGCCGACGCCGAUAUGUCUGAGGAGGAGCGGCCGAAGAAGAAGUCGAAGACUGGGAAGUAAGAGACUGGACUGGGUGUAUUUUACCUUGAUAUAUGCACUACAUAGGUAUUUGUUUUGGGUGGGAGUUCCUAGUGCGCUUUCGUUAUAUUCGAUACGUAGAAGGCACGGCCCGUUUUGUCAUUCG